Messenger RNA from Nerophis lumbriciformis (worm pipefish), 3191 nucleotides. RefSeq names its product PHD finger protein 14 (gene phf14). Gene Ontology annotation, biological process: regulation of transcription by RNA polymerase II. Lineage: Eukaryota; Metazoa; Chordata; Actinopteri; Syngnathiformes; Syngnathidae. The record is from RefSeq and is a predicted model, not a curated record.
CGUCACCGCCGCCGUGCUCGCCAUUGUGUCCAUGCGUUGCUGCUAGCGGGAGACCUGCCUCGUCCAUGUGGAAGUAGCAGCUACAAAUGGAGCGUGGUUCAAAACGUCGGCAGGUGAAACCUCUUGCUGCUUCUCUCCUGGAUGCCUUGGACUAUGACAGCUCCGAUGAUAGCGACUUUCAAGUUGGCGAUGCCUCAGGUUCAGACGGCACCGGCAACGGCAGUGACGAAGACGGUUCUAAAGCCAGCACCGCAGCUUCUGAAAGUGACUCCGACAACGCGGGCUCUGCAGAGGAUGGUAUUGAUGAGGAGGAUUCCAAAGACAACUUUACGGAAGACGAAGACAAGUCCAAACAGCAGAAUUCCUCAGACGGCUCCACCAAAGACGCCGUCGUGGCCAGUCCACCCAAAGGAAGACGAAAGAGCAAGAAGGUCACAGAGUCGGAUUCGCAGUCAGCGCACGACAGUGUCUGCACGUCGGCGUCUGGGCCCGCCAGCGACAACGCGGAGGAACUGCAGGCCGAGCCCAAGAAAUGGAACUUUCGCAGGAACCGCCCGCUGCUUGACUUUACCAGCAUGGAAGAGCUGAACGAGAUGGACGACUACGACAGCGAGGACGACAAUGACUGGAGACCUACAGCGGGGAAGAAGAAAGGCAAAGCCGGGGCCCAAAAAGGGGGCACGGAGGAAGAAGCUGGCGGUAGCGAUGACGAUGACGACGAUGAUGAUGAUGAUGAUGAUAAUGAUGACGACGAGGAGGAGGACGACGACGAAGAGGAUGAUGACAAGGAAGAUGGGGACGAGGAAAACAACAACAGUACCAGCGAGAGUGACGAGGUGAAGAAGCCCAAGAAAAAAACAAAGAGCAUGAACGCUUUUGAUGAAGAAUUGACGAAUGACAGCAUGUCCCAGGGGAAAUGUAACGAGGAUGCCUUGCUGGAUCGAUCCCAGACGUGGAGCACUCGCCACAUCCUUAUCUGCUGUGUGUGCCUCGGAGACAGCAGCGGGGACGCAGAUGAGAUCAUUCAGUGCGACAAUUGUGGCGUCACCGUGCAUGAAGGGUGUUAUGGCGUGGAUGGGGAGAGUGACUCCAUCAUGAGCUCUGCAUCAGAGAACUCCACUGAGCCCUGGUUUUGUGAUGCCUGUAAGAAUGGAGUGAUGCCAAACUGCGAGCUUUGCCCCAACCAGGACGGCAUCUUCAAAGAGACCGACGCAGGCAGAUGGGUGCAUGUGGUAUGUGCACUCUAUGUUCCUGGGGUAGCUUUUGGAGACAUAGACAAACUCCGGCCAGUGACGCUCACGGAGAUGAAUUAUUCCAAAUAUGGGGCCAAGGAGUGCAGUUUCUGCGAGGACAGCCGCUUUGCCAGGACGGGUGUGUGCAUCAGCUGUGAUGCAGGAAUGUGUCGCUCCUACUUCCAUGUCACCUGUGCACAGAGAGAGGGGCUCCUGUCAGAAGCUGCUGCAGAAGAGGAUAUUGCGGAUCCAUUUUUUGCCUACUGCAAGCAGCAUGCUGACCGCUUUGAUCGAAAGUGGAAAAGAAAAAACUACUUGGCUUUACAGUCGUACUGUAAGGUCUCUCUGCAGGAGAGAGAGAAACAACUCAGUCCUGAAGCUCAGGCCCGGAUCACGACGCGACUGCAACAAUACCGCACAAAAGCAGAACUGUCCAGGAACACUCGGCCCCAAGCGUGGGUGCCAAGGGAGAAGCUGCCCCGACCUCUGACCUCCAGUGCCUCAGCCAUCAGGAAGCUGAUGAGGAAGGCGGAGCUAAUGGGCAUCAGCACAGAUAUUUUCCCCGUAGAUCCAUCCGACACCAACGCUAGCCUGGACGGACGUCGCAAACACAAGCAGCCCGCCCUCACACCAGACUUUGUCAAUUACUACUUAGAGCGGAACAUGCGCAUGAUCCAGAUCCAGGACAACAUCUCGGAGCAGAAGGGUUUAAAAGACAAGCUGGAGAGCGAGCAAGACAAAUUGCACGUGGAGUACAACAGGCUGUGUGAGUCUCUGGAGGAGCUGCUAAAUGUCAACGGUGAUCUGCGCAGUGAAGGCCAGGCCAUGUGGACUCUUCUUGGGGACAUCCUGGGCCAGAAACUUAACACUCCAGCUGUUCUCAAAGCCCCCAAAGAGAGGAAGUCCAGCAAGAAAGAGGGGGAGACUCAAGGGAAGCCAUCCAGCCUGCCGGCAAUUCUCUACAGCUGUGGCAUCUGUAAAAAGAACCAAGACCAACAUCUGCUGGUGCUGUGUGACACCUGCAAACUCUACUAUCACUUAGGAUGCCUGGAACCACCACUGACACGCAUGCCUAAGAAGACCAAGAACAGCUACUGGCAAUGCUCAGAGUGUGACCAAGCCAGCAGCGAUGAGGCGGACAUCGCCAUGGAGACGCUACCUGAUGGUACCAAGAGGUCCAGGAGGCAGAUUAAAGGCCCGAUCAAAUUCAUCCCACAAGAGAUGUCACCAGAGCCCAAGAAGUCUCAAGUGAGGAGCUCAAGAACCAGAGGACAGAAGAGAAAGAGCAUCUCCAUGUGUGAGGACAGAGAAGACAGAAUGGAGGAACCGCUGCCAAGGGAGCGCCGACAGCGCCAUGCGGCUGUGCUGAAAAAGCCCAAAGCGGAUGACAGCAGAACUGAGUGUACAACCUGUAAAGGUCCGGGUGACAAUGACAAUCUUGUGAGGUGUGACGAGUGCCAUCUCUGCUACCACUUUGGUUGUCUGGAUCCUCCACUCAAGAAAUCUCCCAAACAGACGGGAUAUGCUUGGAUCUGCCAGGAAUGUGACGCCUCCUCCAAGGAAGAGGAAGAGGAGAAGCGACAGGAAGAAGAAGAAGAAGAAGAAGAAGAAGAGAAACAAGAAGAAGAAGAAAAAGAAGAAGAAGAAGAUUCAGAAAAAGACAAAAGUUCAGAGCAGGAAGUUCCCAAAUGACGAUGAGAAUAUUUUAAUAACAUUUGCAGACUAUUUCACAUUCUUCAUCUUAUAUAAACGUUCAUAAUGUAAAGAGCAGCACAUAUAAGAUAUUAUUAGUCUUUUGUCACACAAUCUUGAUUUGACGUUGUGGCAAAUUCAGGAAGUGGCCUAAGUAUUGUUUCAUUUUCAUAUUGUCCCUUUAUGAUCAUGUCCCUUUAUGAUCAUGCCCCGCCCACUGCCUAUGACAUCAUCUGUCAUUUGGAAUUAAAGUGAAACUGCAAUCUU